This is a messenger RNA of Fraxinus pennsylvanica, 1389 nucleotides long. The record is from the annotation of a GenBank genome assembly. NCBI's taxonomy places the organism in Eukaryota, Viridiplantae, Streptophyta, Magnoliopsida, Lamiales, Oleaceae.
AUGGCUGCAAGGGUUGCUAUGAAAUUCAUGAGAGAGUGCUUUAUAUCUAGGAAGCUUAAAUCAAAUAAUAUUACAAGGCAUUAUUUUUCCACUGCCGCUUCGAAUGCUAAUUCUCCUAAUAUCCCCAAGAAAGUUCCUCAUUUUUCCAAAAAGGGUAUGUUACUCACGGGAGCCACCAUGGGUCUACUUAUAGGUGGAGGUGCCUAUGCCAGUACCGUGGAUGAAGCAACUUUCUGUGGUUGGCUUUUCAAUGCAACGAAACUAGUCAAUCCAUUUUUUGCAUUUCUGGAUCCAGAGGUUGCCCACCGACUGGCUGUUUCUGCCGCAGCUCGUGGAUGGGUCCCAAUAGAGAAAAGGCCAGACCCACCAAUAUUGGAACUCGAAGUUUGGGGAAGGAGGUUCUCCAAUCCCAUCGGUCUUUCUGCUGGUUUUGACAAAAAUGCUGAGGCUGUUGAAGGCUUACUUGGUUUAGGUUUUGGGUUUGUGGAGGUAGGAUCGGUUACUCCAGUCCCGCAGGAGGGGAAUCCAAAGCCUCGUAUAUUCAGAUUGCCUAAGGAAGGUGCUAUAAUUAAUAGAUGUGGCUUCAAUAGUGAGGGAAUUGUUGUUGUUGCAAAGCGGUUGGGUGCGCAACAUGGUAAGAGGAAGUUAGAAAUGUCAAGCACUACAUCUUCUGUGGGUGAUGAAGUUGUACAUGGAGGGAAAGCUGGUCCUGGAAUUUUGGGGGUCAACCUUGGAAAGAAUAAGACCAGUGAAGAUGCUACAGCAGAUUAUGUACAAGGAGUUCAUACAUUAUCCCAAUAUGCUGAUUACUUGGUUAUUAAUAUUUCAUCUCCCAAUACUCCUGGACUUCGCCAACUUCAGGGGAGAAAACAACUGAAAGAUCUUGUUAAGAAGGUUCAAGCGGCUCGUGAUGAAAUGCAAUGGGGUGAGGAAGGCCCGCCUCCUUUGCUUGUGAAAAUUGCUCCAGACUUGUCUAAACAAGAUCUUGAAGAUAUUGCAGCAGUUGCUCUUGCUCUUCGAGUAGAUGGAUUGAUCAUAUCAAACACAACGAUUCAAAGACCAAAUCCUGUUAGCAAAAAUCCAGUUUCGGAGGAACCUGGAGGCUUGAGUGGGAAGCCACUGUUUGAUUUAUCCACAAAUAUACUGAAAGAUAUGUAUAUUCUCACAAAGGGAAAGAUUCCUCUGAUAGGCUGUGGAGGUAUUAGCAGUGGUGAGGAUGCAUACAAGAAAAUACGAGCUGGGGCGAUUCUUGUUCAGCUGUAUACUUCUUUUGCAUAUGGCGGGCCUGCUCUUAUACCUAAGAUAAAGAGUGAACUCGCACAAUGCUUGGAGAAAGGUGGCUACAAGUCCAUCUAUGAGGCAGUUGGAGCAGAUUGCAGACGGCCUUAA